AUGACGGUCGCAACUACGACCGAAACCGUCCCGGGCAUGGUGCUCGGGGCGCAAGACGUCCAGCUGAAGAACGCAUCCGGUGCUAACGAUCUGAACAACAACUUUAACGGGAUGAGCGACAGCAAGGGCAUCACCGAUCAGGAUCUGGACAGCUAUCUGCAGCACUACAACAAGUGGCAGCAGAGCCGAGCCGGUCGUGCCCUGCAACAGUGGAUCGCGGAUCAUUUGGGGUUGAAGUUUGAUGCCGAGAUCAAGUGGAAGAAUGUCGCGAUGAUCGGUGGUUUGCACCUGACAACGGUGGUGAUGUUCUUCAAGUACGUCUGGUACUCGACGCUUACGACGUGGAUGUGGGGUUUCUUCGUGGGUGGCUGUGCUGGGCUCGGUGUUACAGGUGGAGCCCAUCGGCUGUGGACACACCGGGCGUAUAAGGCGAAACUACCCCUGCGCAUUAUCCUGAUGUGCUGCUACUGCAUGGCGGGUCAGAACAGUCUGUACGAUUGGGUGCGCGAUCACCGCAUCCAUCACAAGUACUCCGAGACGGAUGCCGACCCGCACAACUCGAACCGGGGAUUCUUCUACGCCCAUGUUGGCUGGCUGCUACUCCGGAAGCACCCGGAAUGCAUCAAAAAGGGCCGGCUGAUCGAUAUGUCGGACGUGCUUGGUGAUCCCGUGAUCCAGUUCCACCAGCGGUACUUCAUGGCGCUAAAGUUCCUGUUCACGUUCAUCAUACCGUCCAUGGUGCCGUGGUUGUUCCUUGGAGAACCGUUGUACCUGUCAUUCCUCGCCAACUGUCUGCUGCGGAACGUGCUGACGCUUAACUUCACCUGGCUUGUGAACAGUGCGGCCCACAUUUACGGUAACAAGCCGUACGACAGCCGCAUCCGACCGGCGGAGAACAAAGCCGUCUCGAUCGUGGCGAUGGGUGAAGGAUGGCACAACUAUCACCACGUGUUCCCGUGGGACUACAAAGCGGCCGAACUGGGCAAUUACUCCGCCAACGUGACCACAUUCUUUCUGGACGUGUUCUCCAAACUUGGUUUGGCGUACGAUAUGAAGGAACCGUCGAAGGAACUCGUUCGCAGGACGCUGGAGAAGUACGGCGAUGGUACCCACAUCACGACACCGAUCGGACACCUGAAGGAGGUUCCCGAGGAGGAACCGGCCAAGAGCAGAUGAGUCCGUAACGUCACACCCUCGAUCUGCUAGAUCGGUGGAAGAUGCAACAACACGACGCAUGGGGAAACUACUCGAUUUCACAACCGGAAACUGAUACUGAAGCACACCCCAUCCCCCAUGUGCGUCGUGCGUGCUCGAGACACACACACACACACACGCAAAUAGGCCGUACGCCGUAGCCACACCAAAUUAACCUCCAAUGAUCGGGCGCUUUCGGCGCCAUCUUUUGGAGGGGAGCAUCUCAUUCUGCGAACUGACACGUGCAAGGGCGUAACGGAGGACGGAACCUAGCGGAGCGGGUUGAUUUAAGCGAUUGGGACUAAGCUUUUUUAUUUUUUUAAUUAAAUAAACAAUCUAUAGACUGCCUGGAG
Anopheles nili is the source of this 1547-nucleotide messenger RNA. Its product is annotated as stearoyl-CoA desaturase 5-like. The record is from RefSeq and is a predicted model, not a curated record. Bases 1 to 1176 code for a protein of 391 amino acids. The transcript has 4 exons. Gene Ontology annotation, molecular function: iron ion binding; stearoyl-CoA 9-desaturase activity. Gene Ontology annotation, biological process: unsaturated fatty acid biosynthetic process. Lineage: Eukaryota; Metazoa; Arthropoda; Insecta; Diptera; Culicidae. Gene Ontology annotation, cellular component: endoplasmic reticulum membrane.